Messenger RNA from Eubalaena glacialis (North Atlantic right whale), 1254 nucleotides. RefSeq names its product HHLA2 member of B7 family (gene HHLA2). Lineage: Eukaryota; Metazoa; Chordata; Mammalia; Artiodactyla; Balaenidae. The record is from RefSeq and is a predicted model, not a curated record.
AUGAAGGCACAGGCAGCUCUGACUUUCUUCUUCAUUCUUAUACCAUCUCUAUGUGGAUCUCAAGAUAUGUCCUUUUUAGCUUCCUUCAGUCAUGUUAGUAUGAGUGAGCAAAUAGUCAUUGGAAGACUUGAUGAAGAUGUAAUUCUCCCUUGCUCAUUUGAGAGUGGGCCUGAUGUUGUAGUUCACUGGCAGAAUCAAGGUAACUACGUUUACUCAUACUACAAAGACAGUGACCAGUUGGAAAAGCAAGAUCCCAGAUAUGUAAAUAGGACAUCCCUCUUCCACGGUGAAAUUCACAAUGGGAAUGCCUCCCUAUCUUUCAAAAGAUUACAGCUUCAGGAUGAAGGAAUUUACAUAUGCUAUGUGGGAACAUCACCUGGAAAAAUCAUAAACAAAGUGGUACUAAAAGUGGGAGCUUUUGUCACACCUGUGAUGAAGUAUGAAAAGAACGCCACAAACAGCUUCUUAAUAUGCAAUGUGUUAAGUGUUUAUCCUUAUCCAAUUAUCACAUGGAAAGUGGAUAAUACACCUAUCUCUGAAAACAAUAAGGAAGAAGUCGGAUCUUUGGGUCCUUUUUAUAUUAACAGUAGAGUAAAUAUUACAGGAUCAAAUUCAUCUUAUCAAUGUACUAUUGAAAACACAUUGCUGAAGCAAACAUGGACAGGGAGAUGGACAAUGAAAGAUGGCCUUCGUAAAAUGCAAAGUGAAAACGUUUCACUCUCGUGUAAACCUGAAAACAGUUUUUUCCUACCAAAUCAAGAUUUCAUAGUCAUUUGGUCCAGAGUGGACAGUGGGAAUUCUUUGGUCCUGGCUUACUUUCUGAACUCCUCACAAGAAACAAUUAUCAAUGAACCCCUACUUUCACGGAACAAAGAGCUGAUAAACCUGCAUGACUUCUCUUUGACUUUGAAGGAUCUUCGUCUUUCAGACAGUGGGGAAUACUUGUGCAAUAUUUCUUCAAGCAAGUAUACUUUACUCACCAUCCAAACACUGCAUGUAGCUUAUAGACUUUUUGUUUUUUAUUUAGAAGCAAGUCAAGGAACAGUUGUCGGAAUAAUUGUUUCAACAUUGGUGGCAGUCGCAGUUUUGUUGCUUUCAGGGGUAACUCUAGCCAUUAAAUCAAGAAGAUGCAUCUGUUUCCGCACAGAAGGGCAACCACCUACUGAUCAGAGAUCUAGCCAUGCCGGUACUGCAGAAGAAAACAUGGCUCUUUCAGAAUAUUCAUUCAUUAAAGGAACUGAAGACAGGAGUUGA